Molecule: messenger RNA, 657 nt
Organism: Pistacia vera
Lineage: Eukaryota; Viridiplantae; Streptophyta; Magnoliopsida; Sapindales; Anacardiaceae
Exons: 2
Coding region: 253-573 (106 amino acids)
Source: RefSeq, a predicted model, not a curated record
UAAUCCUCUGACCUAUACCCAAAUUGUUUAUUAACAGUGCAAUUCCAACACGAUAUAUCUUUGGCGUAGUUAUGGAAAGAUUCCUCUUUCUCUUGUCUUCAAACAGACAGCUACCCAGAUAUUAUAUUUUUAUAUACAUAAGCAGGCCAACUACCCUUUAUCUGACCACUACCAAUUACCAAAGAACCCAAACCAAACUCUUUCUCUUCUUCUUGAGCUUCUUUCAUAUUCUUGUGAUUUCUGUUUCCUUUCAUGGCCGCAAUACCAUCAAGACCUGAAUCAUCCUCGAAUAUAGGCAUCAUAAUUGAAAACAAUCCCUCAGAUUCCAAAUUAUCUGAAUUGGGUAUCAAGUCAUGGCCUAAAUGGGGUUGUCCUCCGGGAAAGUAUACGUUUAAAUACAAUGCAGAAGAGACAUGCUACUUGCUCAAAGGCAAAGUGAAAGUGUUUCCAAAAGGGUCAUCAGAAUUUGUAGAGUUUGGUGCAGGAGAUCUUGUGAUCAUCCCCAAGGGAAUAAGUUGCACUUGGGAUGUUUCUGUAGCUAUCGAUAAACACUACAAAUUUGAUUCUUCAUGAACUCCAUCAACUUAAAAAGUGAUGAUAAAUUUACCAUAUUGUGUAAUAUUAUUCUUUUAUGUUUAUGUAGAGAUAGUUUGAAAA